This is a messenger RNA of Dicentrarchus labrax (European seabass), 4724 nucleotides long. RefSeq names its product zinc finger protein 771-like. Gene Ontology annotation, molecular function: DNA-binding transcription factor activity; RNA polymerase II cis-regulatory region sequence-specific DNA binding. The record is from RefSeq and is a predicted model, not a curated record. Gene Ontology annotation, biological process: regulation of transcription by RNA polymerase II. Lineage: Eukaryota; Metazoa; Chordata; Actinopteri; Moronidae. The coding region runs from base 318 to 1868 and encodes 516 amino acids. The transcript is spliced from 3 exons.
ACCAAAGGCUGGAGGUGAGUUUCCUUGACGUGACAAAGUUGACGCAAAUUCCGUCUCGCUAAAGAAGCGUUUACCGUACGUGUCGCUCGUACUUUUAAAAGUACAUUUGACAUGCAGCAGGAAUGAACCUUUAGAGCCUCUGUAUAUCUCUAAUAAACUGUCUUCGCCAUUUUUCUCAGUGAUGUACCAACUCGGCUCGGUAGCCUACAGAUGCUACUGCGGUUAAGCUAGCUGACUGGCUGUGAACACACCAGACUCUAUUUGAUUUUCUGCGCAGUUUUGAGGCUUCAAAGGAACACAAAUGUGUACCAAGAAAAAUGUGUAAAGUCCAAACAGUGAGAGUGCUGGUGAAGCAGCAGCUGACUGCAGCUUUGGACGAGAUAUUUAAGCUGUUUGAAGAGAAGACUGACAGCCUGCUGGAGGAUGUGGAGAACAAUAAAGCAGGCACCCAGCAGCUGUUGGUGUGUAAAGAAGAGGUUCAGCCAGAGUGGAGGCCCGAUGUCGACCAGAAGUACCCAGAGCCCCCACACAUUAAAGGGGAACAGGGUGAUGUCUGGAGCAGUCAGGAGGGAGAGCAGCUUCAAGGACAGAAGGAGGGUGAUCUCACCAAGUUCCCGUUCACUGCUGUCUCUGUGAAGAGUGAACCAGAGUCUCGGUUAACCACACACAAGUUGAAGACCACUGAUGGGCUGUUGGUACAGCAGCGUCUUGCUGCAGCUGUUGAACAGAUCGCUGAGCUGUUUGAAAGAGCAGUAAUGGAGUACGAGCAGGAGCUCUCCCACUCAAACAAAGAGAUCAUCCGACAACGGAAGCUGCUGGAUGCUGUGCUAAAGCCUGAAGUUCGGUUACACAGAGCAGAUGUCCAGCACUUGUUGGUGUGUAAAGAACAGGUUGCCCCUGAACAGCAUGAAUGGAAGCCCAUUCUGAAACAGGAGGAGCCAGAGCCCCUGAACAUUAAAGAAGAACGGGAGCAGCUUCAAGGACUGGAGGAGGAUGAUAUCACCAAGUUCCUGUUUACUGUUGUGUCUGUGAAGAGCGAAGAUGAUGAACAGAAAGCUCAGUCUUCACAGCUUAAUCGAACACAAACUGAUGAACAGAUGGAAACAGGAGCCGAUGGAGAAGACGGUGGAGGAUCAGAACCAGCCAGAAACUUAGAUCCAGCCGCUGAUGCCAACAGUUUGGACUCCUCUGAAGCUGAGACUGAGGACAGUGACAGCGUUUGCAGGGAGACCAGAGAACCUCAGUUACAUUUAAAUGCUUCUCAAAGUGUGAGAAAAAUAAUUUGUGUUGUUUGUGGUAAAAGUCUUUGUUCCAAGAGAAGUAUGUACAGUCACAUGACAGCCCACAUGGAAUGUGACUCCUUUAUUUGUCCGAUAUGUGCUAAAAUAUUCACCCAUAAGAAAACAUUACUUCCACACAUGAAAAUCCACAUAGAGGGUAAGCCCUUCAGCUGUUUAGUGUGUAAAAAAGAAUUUAACCAACGCCGGUCAUUGAUUGAACACAUAAGAACCCACACAGGAGAGAAACCCUACUGCUGCUCCGUGUGUAACAAAAGUUUCAACAGGAAAGGGACGUGGCUCGUCCACACCAGAAGUCACACUGGGGAGAAACCCUUUAGCUGUUCGCUGUGCGGGAAAAGUUUCGGUCAUCAAGCGCAUCUGAGGAGACACGAGAAACGCCACUCCACAGAGAAACCGUUUGGUUGCUCAACUUGCGGGAAACGCUUUAAUGACAAAGGACAUCUUAAAAGACACACUAGGCUGCACACAGGGGAGAGGCCUUUCGGAUGUGAGCUUUGUGGGAGAAAGUUUACUCAACAGGCCCAUUUCAAAGCCCAUAAAUGUGUUCUCUUUCCCACCAAUCCUUAAAAGGUCUUAAGGUACAUGUUCACAGGAUGAGUCAUUUCUAUGCUUUUCAUUCACUGUCUAUGUGAGCAGCCGUUCAAUACAAACUUGUAGCGCUGUAAUGUGCCUUGAGAGACGUUGGUCCUCAUUUGCAUAAAAUAGAGUAGAGUAGAGCCCAGCACCAUUACUCGCCGCCUCUGGAAACUCACAAAUUCUUUUUAGACCAACCAUUGCUGAUGUAAACUGAAGACAGAUUCAGCAACUACAUGGCAUAUUUCACACUUUUUGGUCAACUUUUUUCGUUAUAAGACAUUAUCAAAAUGAGCUGCAAUGUUGAUGCGUUUUGAAAUCCCGGAGCAGAGAGCAUGUCUGAUCAGGUGCAGCCAGAAGUGUUUGCAUGGUUGUAGGAGGGUGUAGCCUUUUGUGACAAUACCAUAGAUUUUAAUUCUGGUCCGGUUCCUGUUCACACAGACUUUCCUGUUCAUACAGACUCACAUAACUUGUUGAUUGUCAUCAAAUUCCAGUGACUGUGCUUUACGCAGCACUUUAAUGCUUCUGAUGUGUAUAUUUUUGUUCUUUCUGAAGAAAGAACUGAUUGUAAGCAUUAUUAGUAGUAUUAGACAUGUUGUUAAUAAUGACUAACAGGUCGAGACAAAAAGGAGGCAUCUUGUACAGUGAUUACUGGGGGCUUAUUGCUAUGGGUAAGAGUCAGAGUCUGGUCUGGGUCCAUUUUAUGUGUCCUGCAUCCCAGUGUAAUUUAUGUAUACACAUAGGCCCAAACAAACUGCACUGUUUCAAAACAGUGCUCAACAAACUGCACCAAACAAGACGUGUGAAUACACAUUAAGUUAAGGAAGUUAAAUUUAUCCACACAACCCAGAUUGUGAGAUAAUAUUUGGGAAUGAUGAAUGAUUGCAAUGAAUCACUGCAACAGCAUGGAUGGAUAAUGGUUCUUAAAUAUUUAAAUUAAUUUAUAGGAUUAGUGCCAUUUGGCAGUGUAGUUGCAGAUUGCCCCAUGGGCGAAGGAGAAACUACGGUGUGAAAGGCCCAUUGUCUGGUUGGUCCAUCCUGGGCUACUGCAGAAACAUUGCUGCCACCAUGGAAGACAACCCACAUCGUCUAUAAAUAAAAGUCGCUAAUUUUAAGAUAAUAAAAACACAACUAUUCUUAUAUUCAGGUGAUUAUACACUAAUGAAAACAUUGUUAUGAAUAUUAUAUUCCUUUUCUGACAAUAGAUCCUCCUCAAUGUUACACACUGGACUUUCUGAAUAAUGCAGGAUGUUCUGUAAUAUGUACGUAAGCAAGGACUUUGCUAGCUUUUUGCUUUUUAAAUUCUGGUUACUUGAGGGCAAAGCAAAGGCCACUGGUAAAGAAAUAUGUUAGUUACUAGCAAACUAUCAAACAACGUAAACAAAGAAAAAGAUGCUAACUACACUUACCAUUCUGAUACAUCUUCUGGCUAGUUCUGACGGCGAUAGGGAAACCAUUUUCACAGCAAACCUUCUCACCAUUACCACCGCCACUCUGUCACAGUGAAGGAAAAUGCACAGUUCCUGUGUGUCUGUUUAAAGUCUGUUUAAUAUUUGCAGUAGACCUUUUUCACAGCAGCCAUUUUUACUUGAAAUAGUAGGGUAACACAGGUGUUGAUACCACCUGUAUGAGACUAAUUAAGGUUCCAUUCAGGUUAAACCGAGCUAGUGUUCUGCUAUUGUGCUCAUUGACUCACUGGAAAGGCUCUGUUACACUAAAAGUAAGGAAAGGAUUUGAUUGGGUUAAUUUUAGCCAAAUACUGAUCCUUUAAAAGAUCUUCAUUGUUGUGUUUUACUGAAUGGGCAAAUAGAAAAGAGGGGGAGAACAUGUGUUCAGUCAGUGUAAAGUCUGGUUAUAUGAGUGAGAGGCUGAGGUAGUAACAUUGCUGAAAAAGCCAAUCAAGUUUCAGCGAUGUGUGUUCACUCUUAGCAACAGUAUACAGUAGAAGCAAGCACAUUGUUUCAUUAUAUUACAGCAAAUCUUUCCAUAGAUGCCUCAGUGAUACUCUCGCACAAACGGUGACUCAAACUCAAUAAAAGAAAUGCUCUAAUAUAGUCUCCAGUCUUUGUAUUCUGUGAACUGUAGUAGCUGGUGUUCACCACAAAGGGGCAGCACAUCAACAUGAAGCCUGCAUUUGUGAAGCUGCUAUGAGAUCUGUUCUGGAUUGCUGUUGGGCAGGAAUCUCUUCUAUGUGUGUGAAGUCACUGUCAACAAGGUUUGUCCACUUUCAGUGAACACAUUUAAAGCUGCAGUAGGUCAUUUUUAUGAAAAUAUUUGCAAGAAUCCACCGGGCCUGAACCAAAACAACCAAUCAGAAUAAAGAAAGAUAUAAAGAUGCUUUGGGUUGAAGGCUUUAGCAUAGUUGAUUAUUAAGUCUCAUUCCCAAAGCAUCCGUAGGAUGCUAGAAGGAGCCAGAGGAACCUGAUUUUUUCACAGAUUAUCUGUCUCAUGUACUACUGUCAGGAUAUAGUGAAAGUUUCAGGGAAUAUGACAAAAAGUUAUUUUUAUAAAAGUUACUUACUGCAGCUUUAAAUGCACGUGCUAAUAUUAUGACCAUGAAAUCUUCUUACUCAUGCAGUCAAACAAUUAAUAACAUAGAAAAGCUUUAUAGUGUGUGGGAAAUGAAUAAAGGCACAUGCAACAAAACUGAAAAGUCCAAACCUGUAAGAGGUGUGUAAAAGAUACACACAAAAAUGUUACUUAUUUGAAGAUCCACCUUUGAGAAAGACUUGCUCCGUUUUUGGUAAGCUGUGGUGGAAAGUAGUUUAUACAUUUGCUUUUUACUUAUAUUUAAGUCUUUACAUUCUAUGCUAAUAAUCCAAUCUGUAAUAAAAUAUUAAGGAUAUAUAA